Messenger RNA from Ziziphus jujuba (common jujube), 2211 nucleotides. Its product is annotated as histone deacetylase 15. Gene Ontology annotation, cellular component: histone deacetylase complex. Gene Ontology annotation, biological process: chromatin organization. The record is from RefSeq and is a predicted model, not a curated record. NCBI's taxonomy places the organism in Eukaryota, Viridiplantae, Streptophyta, Magnoliopsida, Rosales, Rhamnaceae. Gene Ontology annotation, molecular function: histone deacetylase activity. Bases 256 to 2022 code for a protein of 588 amino acids. The transcript is spliced from 18 exons.
GAAAAAAAAAAAAAAAAAGGUUUCAAAUUCUUUUUUCGAAACGGCGGUUCCUAGCUCGAAACCCCUUUUCUUUCAUCUCGAAAAUCUUGCUCUUGCUCUGUCUCUGUGUGUGUGUGUGUGUGUUUGGAUCAGUAGCGGGGAUUCCCAGAAUAUUCUCAGAUGAUUGGGAUCUUUGUAAGGGAAUGAUUGUGGCUGAAAACCUUCAUGUGAACACUGAACACGAAAUUGUUCCCAAAAAAAAAAGAAAAACUUAAAAUGAGUUGUUUACCCAAUGGUGAUCGUGAGACUGAGAUAAGUCUUCACAGACAAAAUGAUCAGGUGCAGUAUCAAGGUUCCAUUGGAAGAUGUGGAAACUUUGAUGGAAGUAAUGCUAGACCUUGUUACAAUGAAAACUAUGGGGAGAUAAUUGUAUCAGGAAUAUCCAACAGUUCUUCAGAAAAUCAAAGUGCAAACUCACAAGUUGAUGGUGUAUGUAGGAAGGCAAGGCAGCAUAAGGAAAUGACACUACAAGAUAUGUAUAACAAUCAGAACCUAUUUGAUGAUGAUGAUGAUGACAGUGACUGGGAGCCCUUGCAAAAGCAUGUUGAAAUUGUGAAGUGGUUCUGCACCAACUGUACGAUGGUCAACUUUGAUGUUGCUUACUGUGAUAUAUGUGGUGAACAUAAAGAAUCUGGGAUACUGAAGCAUGGGUGUUUUGCAUCUCCCUUUCUGCAAGAUGCAAACCUACCUGGUGUUGAGUCAGAAAUUAAAGAAUCAAAUAAGGACAUCCAGAUACAAAAAUCAGCUCCAAACAACACAACUGCAAUAGGUUUUGAUGAGAGAAUGCUGCUACACUCUGAAGUUGAAAUGAAGUCGCAUCCACACCCAGAAAGACCAGAUCGCCUUCGAGCUAUUGCUGCUAGCCUUGCUACAGCUGGUAUAUUUCCUGGAAAGUGCUUUCCAAUUACAGCUAGGGAAAUUACAAAAGAAGAGCUUCAAAUGGUACAUUCUUCAGAGCAUGUUGAAGCUGUUGAACUUACCAGCCACCUUCUUUCUAGUUAUUUCACUCCUGAUACGUAUGCCAAUGAGCAUUCAGCAUGUUCUGCAAGGCUUGCGGCUGGUUUAUGUGCUGAUCUUGCUUCAGCCAUUGUUUCUGGGCACACCAAAAAUGGUUUUGCUCUGGUUCGACCUCCUGGACAUCAUGCUGGUGUAAAGCAGGCCAUGGGGUUUUGCUUGCACAAUAAUGCAGCAGUUGCUGCGUUAGCAGCUCAGGCUGCAGGAGCCAAGAAGGUGCUAAUCGUUGAUUGGGAUGUUCAUCAUGGGAAUGGCACACAGGAAAUAUUUGAGCAGAACAAAUCGGUCUUGUAUAUAUCCCUACACAGACAUGAGGGAGGAAAGUUCUAUCCUGGUACUGGGGCUGCUUAUGAGGUUGGUAAAAUGGGGGCAGAAGGAUACUGUGUGAAUGUUCCAUGGAGUCGUGGCGGAGUUGGUGAUAACGAUUACAUUUUUGCAUUUCAGCAUGUUGUUCUUCCAAUAGCUUCUGAGUUUGCUCCCGAUUUCACCAUCAUAUCAGCUGGAUUUGAUGCUGCAAGAGGUGACCCUCUAGGUUGCUGUGAUGUGACUCCUGCUGGCUAUGCACAAAUGACACACAUGUUGAGUGACUUUUCUGGUGGAAAGUUGCUUGUUAUUCUUGAGGGCGGCUAUAAUCUCCGUUCGAUAUCAUCAUCUGCUACUGCAGUUAUUAAGGUACUGCUGGAUGAAAGUCCAGAAUGUGAACCGGAGAAUGUUUUACCCACAAAAGCUGGCCUGUUAACCAUUCUGGAGGUCCUUAAGAUUCAGAUGAACUUCUGGCCUACACUUGGAUCCAACUUUAUGAAAUUGCAGUCACAAUGGGGAAUGUACACUUUGGGGAGCAAAAAAAAUAAACAAACAAGAAAAAGACGUCAGGUUGUGGCGCCCAUCUGGUGGAAAUGGGGACGGAAAUGUCUGCUUUAUCAUGUCUUAAAUGGGCAUGUCAAUGUUAAACGGAGGAAAGUCGAUUGAUUUUGGAGGCUGGAGCUUCAAGCAUCCCAUUUUUGUAGUACUUUCUGUGCAUUUUUUUAUACCAUUUGAUAUUAGGGAAUCUCUUUGCUUUGCUUGACCUUAGAUGCUAUAAAUAUUUGCAUUUACAGCUUUAAUUCGAGUCCUUUCUUAACAGGAAAAAAAAAAUAUAUAUAUAUAUAUAUAUAUAUA